UCAUGCGCAAGGCGAGGAAAAGCGUUCCUUUUACCCGAAACAAACCUGCUUACGUACCUAUACUAAGUUCUGGACAGGGGCUUAAGACAUGGCUUUGGGGGGCGUUUCCUUUCGCGCUAUGGCGUCUUAAAAACGACUUUGAGAGUAUUGUCUCACCACCCUUCGAUUCCACCGUUACACCCGUAUCCUGUUAGCCACUUCCAAACCCCCUCAUACACUGUUCUGCUACUGCUGCCCAAGGGCACCCACCGUAUGCUAGUCACCCGUGGUUCAUCGCCCUCGAGGAAGCCCCUGUGACCUUCUGUUGGGCGGUUGGGCGGGGCAGAUGGCUUACAUAUCCUCAGUUGAAAGUUGAAAAGCAGUUGCGGAGGCAGGAAACAGGCGGAUAUGGAUGAGUCCGAAUUGCUCUUCUUGAUAUGGCGUGCCCUGUCAUCCGGUCCAUUGACUGGGACUGUACGGUUACUAGAAGAAGAGGCAUCGAAGCAUGGGUUGCUGCCAACGCGCGUCGACAUUGCUGGGAACGUGCAGCCGGUUCCAUUUGCCCAGCAUGGCAGCGUGCAUUCGCACGUCCCGGCAGACGCCCUCCAACAGUUACUGGGCAAGCUUAUGGCCCAGGAUAAGCCUAACGGAAAUGGAAGCAUCCAGGUUGUCAGCUUGACGGCUCCUGGCAAACAUGGCCUUCUGGGCUGCCCGGAGCCUCCCCUGCCCAUCUGGUGGCGACGGCCUCCCACACAGGCCAGCUUGCCCCACCAGAUCCUGGUACGGCAAACCGGCAUGGCCCGGGGUCGCCUGGCCAGCAGCGCACUGCACACCUCGGCGGGAUGCGGUACUGCUGCGGGUACGGGUGUGGGGGGGAAUGCUGCCAGCGGCGCUGCUGGUAGCGGUGCUGUGGCUGCUGCUGUUGGCGGUACGGCAGGUGUCGCUGCUGCUGCAGCAACAGCCGCUGCGAACGGUGCUAGCGGUGCUGUGGCUGCUACAGCCGCCGGGGGGCUCCUCACGGGGCCGGUGUGUCGACAGAUGCGGCACCUGAAGACGGUUCGGGGGCACCGACUUGCCGUGUACUGCUGCACGUACGACAACACGGGCAAGCGUAUCAUCACGGGCAGCGACGACUGCAUCGUCAAGAUCUGGUCUGCACUGACCGGGGUGCUGCUCAAGUCGUGUCGCGGCCAUGACGCGGAGAUCACCGACUUUGCCGUCAGCGCCGACAACCGGCUGCUGGCCUCUGGGGACACGGCGAGCAGCAUCCGGGUGUGGAGCCUGCAGGAGGACACCCUGGGUUGGCCGGUGUCGGUGCUGUCUGGCCACACCGCCGCCGUCUCCUUCCUCGACUUCCACCCGCACCUGCCCGAGGCGCUGCUGUCCUGCUCCAUUGACAGCACAUGCCGCAUCUGGAACGCACGUGACCCAGGAGUCGCUGCGCUGGUGUUGCGACCCGGCGCGUCGUUUGGCGUGACGGGGCAGCCGCGGGGGCAGCAGCAGGGGCAGGGUGAGGAGGGGCGAGUGCCGGAACAGCAGAAUGGAGGUCCCGCCGAUAUGCUCAGCCCCACGGCCGGCGGCUUCUUCAGCCCCACACCCGACCCACUCAGCGCCCUUACCAGCCCCCCCACCGGCACUGGUGGCCCCCACACGGGCGCCGCUGCCACAACCGCAACCGCCACAACCGACGCCCCUCCUACAACAGCCACCACUGCAGCCACUGACACGGUUGGCGGGGCGGCCGGGGUGCAUGCCGGCAGCACUCUGGAUGCCGCCGCUGGGGGCAGUGGCAACGGUAGCGGCAGCGGGGAUACUGCUGGUGGUAACAAUGCUGGCGGCAAUGGCUGGAGAGAAAAUGGCGGAGGUGCGGGUCCGUCUGGGAGCCAGGCGGCGGGAACCGCAGCGGCGCCAGUGGCAGGACCCGCAGCGACGGGUGCAGGCGGAGCACGGGCGACCCGCGGGACAGUGGCAGCAGAAGGGGCAGGAGGUGGAAGAGGAAGAGCGGGCGGAGGCAGUGCUGCAGCUAACCAAGCGGCAGGACAGGGGCAGCCUGCGCCAGGAGCAGCAGCAGCUGCACCCCAGCCACAGCCACAGCCACAGCCCCUGGCGCACCUGAGCUUCCUGUGCUGCUGCUGGUCGCCGGACGGCUCCUUCAUCCUGGCGGGGGGCUCCGACUCCACCGUGUGUGUAUGGCACUGGGACCUCACUCCGCCCCCUCCGCCAUCGCAGCCACUACUGCUGCCGCCACCGCCACAGCAGCAGCAGCUGCAGCAGGGGUCACAGCAGCAGCAGCUGCAGGUGUCACAGCAGCAGCCACUGCUGCUGCCGCCGCCGCCACAGCAGCAGCAGCAGCUGCAGGUGUCACAGCAGCAGCCACUGCUGCUGCCGCCGCCGCCACAGCAGCAGCAGCUGCUGCAGGGGUCACAGCAGCAGCCAUUACUGCUGCCGCCGCCGCCACAGCAGCAGCAGCUGCUGCAGGGGUCACAGCAGCAACCACUGCUGCUGCCGCCACCGCCACAGCAGCAGCAGCUGCUGCAGGGGUCACAGCAGCAGCCACUGCUGCUGCCGCCACCGCCACAGCAGCAGCAGCAGCAGCUGCAGGGGUCACAGCAGCAGCCACUGCUGCUGCCGCCACCGCCACAACAGCAGCAUGAUAACAACAACAACAACAACGACACCUCCUCUUUCCAGAUGAAGGUUGGCGACAUGGAUUGCGGCGGUGUGUGCGGUGCCGGCAACAGCUGUGCAGGCGCUGCUGCUAUUGCUUCUGCUGGUGCUGGUGCGAGUGCCAGUGGUGAUAUUGGUAGCAGUCAUACUAGCGGAGGCGGAGAAGCAGCGCCUGCAGGGCCGCGUGCGGAGCCGCAGUCGCUGGCGGCCGCCUGGGAGGGCCGCGAGUGGCCGCAGCCCACGGAGCUGACUCUGCUGCCGGGCCACCACAACGACAUCGUGUUCAUUGAGUUCAGCCACGAGGGGCGCUGCGUGGCGACCGCCUCCAAGGACGGAUGCGUCAAGGUCUGGCGGCUUGAACAGCGGCAGCCAGCUCGGCGCGAGGGCCCUGCUGCCCCGGCUGCUGCUGCUCUCAACCAGGGCCCGCAUGAGGGAGGCAGUCUGGGAGGAGGAGGAGGUGGUGGAGGUGGAGGUGAUAGCGGCAGUGGCAGCCAGCCCGGGUCGCUGCAGUGGCUGUGGCGGGAGGCGCUCAACCUGACAUGUCCGCCAACCGAAGAGGAAAUCCGCAAGGCGCGACUCAAGCGGAGGCCGCCGCCGCGCCCCGCCAUCAACCAGGUGGCCUGGAACCUGGACGACUCCCGAGUGGUGGCUGCGGUGACGGACAACAGCGUGCGGGUGUGGGACGCGCGGUCCGGGGAGCCAACACACACGCUGCUGGAGCAUACGGCACAGGCGCAUGUGGUGGAGGGGCAUCCGCACGACCCGCGACUGGUCAUGUCGGGAGGCUACGACGGGCGGACCAUUCUGUGGGACGUCUUGGCAGGGACAGCCCUCAAAAUAUUCAGCACGCAAGACACCUUCCCGGGCCGAGGCCGCUGGACUGACCCCAUGCAACUGGUGGAUGGGCACUUCUCCCCCGACGGCGCCCAGCUGGCCGUCACGGAUACGGCAGGCCAGCUGCAUGUGUACGGCAUCCCCGUGGCGGCGGCGGCUGACGUCAUGGCACGUUCGCCGUACGAUCAGUUCCUGGCGUCCGACUACAACGGACUGUUGCGGGACGCCAACGGCUGGGUGCUCGACGAGCUCACCCAGCAGCCGCCCCACCUGAUGACCCGCCAGCUGCUGUGCGACUACGCCAAUCACCCGCACCCGAUUGAGCUGCAGGCGGCAUACGCGGCCAGCAGGCUGGGCGGGCUGCCGCGACCGCACCCCGUGGAUAGGGACCACCCGCUGCCUCCGGCCCUGCUGACCC
This is a messenger RNA of Astrephomene gubernaculifera, 3898 nucleotides long. Lineage: Eukaryota; Viridiplantae; Chlorophyta; Chlorophyceae; Chlamydomonadales; Astrephomenaceae. The record is from the annotation of a GenBank genome assembly.